AUGCCUGCUCAGCGAUCGACUCCUUCAGGAAGCUCUACUCCGAAGAAAACAGUCCAUGUCAGGACAUACCAAGCAUGCGAAUCCUGUCGGGCAGCCAAGUUGAGAUGCGAUUUAGGAAGUCCUGACGCACCUCGUGAUCCACCAUGUCGUCGCUGCCUACGAACAGGACGUCAGUGUAAGUUCACCAAGUCAUAUCAGAGGAAGACGACCUCUAUGAGCAAUAUAUCUGGGGCGAAUGCACCUCCAGCUUCGGCAGAAACCUCUCAGAGUGCAAACAUUCCAUUCCAAUAUCACCCGUUAACCGGUAUACCAUCACAGUCUUUUGCCUCGGAUGAACAUGGAGACUUCAAAUUCGUCAGGGCAGAAGCACUGGAAAACCCUGCAGACGCUCUGAGAAUAUUGUGCGCGGCCGCUGAAGAAGAUGCGGUAGAUGGGGAGGAGCCUCGACCCACUAUACAGUACAAUGUUGGAUCAGGAUUAUGGAAUCAAUGGGUACCGGUUAGAGAUGGACUGAUGACUGCAGACGAAGCGACCGCUCUUUUGGCUCACUUCGGCACCUACAUCAACAAGAUGCUCCCUCUCAUCCCUCUGCAGCUAUUCCAACCCGAAAACUUUCCUAUCCUGCUACAAGAAUCGCUCCUACUCGCCGCUAUGGUCUGUACCGCUUCCAGGUAUAUGGAUAUGGGUGAAUCAUAUGACCCUCUUGAGCCUCGCCGCUCAAGGAUAGUACAGAAUAAGAUAUCAGGCUGGAUAAGAGAAAGAAUCGGGUAUAUAGCCAUGGGAGAGACUACAUCACGCACUAUCGGCACAGUGGAAGCGCUUCUCAUCCUCAGUGAGUGGCCACCUCGUGCCAUGUUGUUAUCGGAUAGCAAUGUUAUUUCGGAACCCAACUCUCAUCGUGGACCAGCCAAUCCUUGCAAAGUUUACGAUGAUUUGUCAUGGACAAUGAUUGGAUUGGCAACUCGUAUAGCCCAGGAAUUAGGCCUGCAUGAUGAGAAGGCGUACCCAUCAGAAGCGCAAUCAGAGUGGUCAGUACACCGGCGGCAUAGGACUUGGAUAUUCUGUCAGGCGGCCGAUCGACAUGCUUCGGUACGACUGGGUAGAGAUUCGUUGAUCCAAGAAAUGCCCACUGGCUGGUGGGAUGUUCUCGGAGAAUAUAGCCGUUUGUCAGGAGAUGAGACCUUCCCUUUUCCCCGUGUGCAAGUGAAGUGGAAAGAGAUCAUGCUCGUAGCCCAAUUUACACAUAUGAUCGGCUUGAUACAAGAGCAGUUCUACGACUCUGCAGAUAUCACCUCGGAGCUCAUAAGAACAGGCAAGUUCGAGAACACCUUGCACAGGUUAAAGCCCGAAUUAGACAUGGCAUGGUAUCUCAAAGCUGGUGACCUCCCUACUUACGACCUAUUUGACCACGAUGGCCCUGCAUUCACGGAGGAUGAACUGAGAGAACUGAGAUGGCGUUUGGACCUGGAUUAUAUCCGGCUCUACAGCAAUGCAAUAGCGAUGCGGGCGGCUCAGACUCGGGUCAUGAGACGUCAUAAGACUAGAAACCAGAACGAUCGAGUGUUCCAGGCCAGCGUGAUCAACUCAACCGAGGGACCCUUCAUCAUUGAGGCUGUGGAUGCUGCUGUCUCACUUGUGAAAUACGGUAUCGCUUUGCAUAAAAAGGGGUUGUUGCGAUAUUGUCCUAGUCGAGUCUUUCUCAAACUGGUCUUUGCAAGUGUCUUCCUGAUGAAAGCGGUAUCAUUCGGUGCUGUCGGUCAGCCGGAACAAGAUACAGUCAACCUGCAGUGCUCUCUGAUCGAAGCCCUGUCAACGGCCAGUGUAGAUGAUGAGCAUGUUGCGGGAUAUCUCGCUGGCAGGUUACGACGAGUAUUCCCUGCUAUUUCCACCGGCCCGUCGCGCACACUGGCCGAAGUCAAUCCAUAUAGCGAUAUGCUGAACAUGGAGGAGUCCAACAUUCUCUCCCUAUUUGGGUUUGCUUCCGAAACUUUCCCUAGUGUCGAAAGUGAUGGCCAUCUAGAAUCGUUGUCAGGCUUUGGGUAUGAUCCCAGAUCGGUUGUCUCUGAUAUAGAGGAACUUCUGGCGGCGUCAACUAACAGCCAAUCGGUAUCACAAUUUCCUAUUCUAUAA
Kwoniella mangroviensis CBS 8507 is the source of this 2130-nucleotide messenger RNA. RefSeq lists its product as uncharacterized. Gene Ontology annotation, biological process: DNA-templated transcription; regulation of DNA-templated transcription. The transcript is spliced from 12 exons. The record is from RefSeq and is a predicted model, not a curated record. Gene Ontology annotation, cellular component: nucleus. Gene Ontology annotation, molecular function: zinc ion binding; DNA binding; DNA-binding transcription factor activity, RNA polymerase II-specific. Bases 1 to 2130 code for a protein of 709 amino acids. NCBI's taxonomy places the organism in Eukaryota, Fungi, Basidiomycota, Tremellomycetes, Tremellales, Cryptococcaceae.